Messenger RNA from Nothobranchius furzeri (turquoise killifish), 1207 nucleotides. It is a transcript of the gene ndufaf1, whose product is annotated as NADH:ubiquinone oxidoreductase complex assembly factor 1. Gene Ontology annotation, biological process: mitochondrial respiratory chain complex I assembly; mitochondrial electron transport, NADH to ubiquinone. NCBI's taxonomy places the organism in Eukaryota, Metazoa, Chordata, Actinopteri, Cyprinodontiformes, Nothobranchiidae. Gene Ontology annotation, cellular component: mitochondrion. The record is from RefSeq and is a predicted model, not a curated record.
GGUUGACUGUAGGUUGAACGCAGCUCAGGAGUUUCCGCUCAGCUUCAUGCUUGGACCACAAACAACCUUGGAUCUGUGAAUACGAGGAAAAGAGCAGAUUUCAGGUCGUCAGAGUUUCAUAACAGUGUUGUAUUAUUGUUUUAAGGCGAUAAUAUUAAACUGUAUAAAGUUUACGACCCUCUUACGUACCCGGCGAAAAACAACGUUGACAAACCAGUCACCAGGUUGAAGAUGUCUCUCCCAAAAGUUUCCCAUCUCCCGCCGUUGAGGUUGCUGAGCUCUAUCCAUAACCCACAUCUGCUCCUUUGCUCCAUCGCUCCUCCAUCUGUUCCCAGAAGAACUUUGAGCCAGAGUGGAUAUCGGCGGCCUGGCAAAACGAGAGAUGACAGGCUCCCGUGGCAGAAGAUCGACUUUGACUUUUGGAAGGGUGUGGAGGGAAUAAAGAAGCACUUCAAACUGCUGAAACAAGAGCUCACUGACCCUUUGAUUGGUCCAGAGGGCAAACCAAUCCUGGAGCACAUGAAGGAGCAAAACCGGGUGGUAUGGGAAUUCAGAGGCCCCGAGAGCCUGGCGGGGUGGACGGUUUCUUGCGAUAAAGAGAUUGGAGGUCAAAGUGAAGUUUACCUAAAGCUUGGAAGGAACGACACGUGUUUUCUGUAUGGGAGCCUCAAUUCUGCUCCUCCGAAAGAUGGAGAAACGCGCUACAGCGGAUACUGCACCAUGCGCUCAAAGCAGCCUCUGGCAUCCUUUGACAGAAAAAAGCACUUUGACUGGUCCAGUUUUAACACCCUGCACCUGCGGAUCCGUGGUGACGGCCGCCCGUGGAUGAUUAAUAUCGCAACUGAAAAUUAUUUCUCUCAUCAAAAAGACGACCUUUACACCUACUUCCUGUUCACCAGAGGAGGACCUUACUGGCAAGAUGUAAAGAUACCCUUCUCCAAGUUCUUCAUCACACAUCGAGGGAGGAUACACGACCAACAGCAUCCUCUGUGGCUGGACAAGAUUAAUACCAUCGGGUUCACCCUGGGAGACAAAGCAGACGGCCCUUUUCAGCUUGAGAUUGAUUUUAUUGGCGUCUGCAAAGAUUACGCUCACACAGAGGACUUCGCUUACGAGAUGUACAAGAGGAACCCAACAGCUUAGGGGCCACCACAACGCAGCGUUUAAACCGUUAAGCAGCCAAUUAAAUACAGAUGUGUGGAAAUUC